This is a messenger RNA of Penicillium psychrosexuale, 861 nucleotides long. RefSeq lists its product as uncharacterized. NCBI's taxonomy places the organism in Eukaryota, Fungi, Ascomycota, Eurotiomycetes, Eurotiales, Aspergillaceae. Bases 1 to 861 code for a protein of 286 amino acids. The transcript is spliced from 4 exons. The record is from RefSeq and is a predicted model, not a curated record.
AUGGAGAUCCUUGAGUACGAGGCUGCUGCGCCCACGAGGGAUACCAGUGACCGCACCACGCAACCAAGGCAACGCACGCGGCACACCGCCAGCCUCCCUCUAAACGAGCACUAUAAUGAGCCAGUGCGUAACCAUGUGUGGUACAGUAAGCGACGGACAUGGACGCGUGCGCAGCUGGACCGCGAGCGCACCGAGUUCUUCGAGACGCGCGUUACCGGCAGGCCGGAGAUAUGGGCCGCUGUUUCCACGGUGAUAUCGCUGAUUCGCAACGGUGACUUGGCUACUGCGCAGGGUAUUUUAGAUGCGGCGGGUAUUACUGUUCCCACCGGGGAUCUUUGUGAGGGCUGCUACGAUGAGCAAGGCGUGCUUUACAGGGUUCCACAAUGUGUUGUUAGUGAUCCGGAGAACAUCGUUCCUUCGUCUUCGAGGACGGCUAGUGAGGAUGGCGGCCCUGCUGGGUAUGAGGAGGAGCAGGAUGCUGGGAUGCUCUCAGAUAGUAAGCUCGCUGAUGAUGAUGCGGAUGCUUCCGGGGACGAGUUAAUUUCGCAAGAUGUUGAACGCCGCCGUGAGGAGAAGGGGAAGACGAGUGAACGGAAUUUGAUCCGUGUGCUUGCUCGUUUGAGUGAUCGUGGAGGUCCGGAUAUACUGCUUUCUAUUGGUAAGGGUCAGACUGUGGGAUUUUUGGCGAGGAGGGUGCAUCAGGAAGCCAAGCUCGAGGAUGAUAGGCGCGUUCGAAUCGCUUACCUGGGUCACUUGCUGAAUGAGCGUGAACCACUCGUUGACCAAGGGUGGAAGACUGGCCAUGUUGUCAAUGCUCUCGUUUCCCCUGUUAAAGACCUAAACCUUGGACACCGAUCCUAG